Xyrauchen texanus (razorback sucker) is the source of this 12260-nucleotide messenger RNA. RefSeq names its product inositol 1,4,5-trisphosphate receptor type 2-like. The transcript has 57 exons. Gene Ontology annotation, biological process: calcium ion transmembrane transport. Gene Ontology annotation, cellular component: endoplasmic reticulum; membrane. The record is from RefSeq and is a predicted model, not a curated record. Gene Ontology annotation, molecular function: inositol 1,4,5-trisphosphate-gated calcium channel activity; inositol 1,4,5 trisphosphate binding. The coding region runs from base 221 to 8248 and encodes 2675 amino acids. Lineage: Eukaryota; Metazoa; Chordata; Actinopteri; Cypriniformes; Catostomidae.
UUUGUCACACAGGAAGAAGUUGAAAACAUAGAGAAAAGCGACAGUUGGAGAACUAACUUCUAAGAAUUUUCGGGCUCAGCUUGUCUCUCCUCCGGAUGGUUGGAUUAAAAUGGGUCACUGUCAAAGCGCAGAAAGUGCGCGCGCAUUCAGACAAGUGGAUUGAUUGAGACAUUGAGUCGACUGGACACAUUGCGGUGGAUCAGAGAGAUUGAAGUAUCAUAUGAAAAACGGUAACGUUUGCGGCAUGUCAGAGCACAGGUCCAGUUUCCUUCACAUCGGGGAUAUCGUGUCUCUUUAUGCGGAGGGAACUGUCAAUGGAUUUAUCAGCACUUUAGGUUUGGUGGAUGACAGAUGUGUGGUGCAACCUGAAGCAGGAGAUCUCACAAACCCACCCAAAAAAUUCAGAGAUUGCCUCUUCAAAGUGUGUCCCAAUAAUAGGUACUCUGCACAGAGACAGUUCUGGAAGGCAAAACAGGGGAAACAUGGGAAUAACACACAGGGUGAUCUGUUUAAGAAAUUACAGCAUGCAGCAGAACUGGAGCAAAAACAAAAUGACACAGAAAACAAGAAAUUGCUGGAAGAAGUUGUCAAAUACAAUCAAGUUAUACAGCUUCUACACAUAAAGAGUAAUAAGUACCUGACGGUGAAUAAGCGGCUACCUGCCCUGCUUGAGAAGAAUGCCAUGCGUGUGUCUCUGGACCCCUCAGGAAACGAGGGCGCCUGGUUCUACAUUCAGCCUUUCUGGAAGCUUCGCAGUGAAGGCGAUAAUGUUGUGGUUGGAGAUAAAGUGGUGCUAAUGCCCGUAAAUGCAGGACAGCCUCUCCACGCCAGCAUCAUUGAACUCCGGGAUAACCAUGGCUGCAAAGAGGUUAAUGCUUUGAACUGCAACACCAGUUGGAAGAUCACUCUCUUCAUGAAAUUUAGUGAAUAUAGAGAUGAUAUCCUAAAAGGGGGUGAUGUGGUGAGGUUGUUUCAUGCUGAGCAAGAGAAGUUUCUGACUUGUGAUGAAUACAAGAAGCAACAGUACGUCUUCUUGCGCUCCACUCUUCGCCAGUCGGCAACCUCCGCCACCAGUUCAAAAGCUCUCUGGGAAGUGGAGGUGGUGCACUAUGACCCCUGCAGAGGAGGAGCUGGUCAAUGGAACAGCCUGUUUCGCUUUAAACAUCUCGCCACAGGAAACUACCUUGCAGCAGAGGUGAAUCCUGAUUUUAAAGAUGUUAGUGUCGACAAAAAGGAGACUGAGACCGACACUUUGUACUCUAAAAAGAAGUGGCAGACUGAGAAAAUCCCCUACAUCCUUGUUGCAGUGCCCCAUGGCAAUGACAUCGCCUCUCUAUUUGAACUGGAUGCCACCACCUUACAGCGGUCUGACUGCCUGGUGCCCAGGAACUCGUAUGUAAGACUCAGGAACUUGUGCACAAACACCUGGGUGACCAGCACCAACAUUCCCAUUGAUGUUGAGGAGGAACGGCCCGUUAUGCUCAAGAUUGGAACAUGUCAAAUGAAGGAGGAUAAGGAGGCAUUCUCCAUUAAUUCUGUCCCCCUGUCAGUGGUCAGAGACUUGGACUUUGCCAAUGAUGCCAACAAGGUUCUGGAGCAGUUUGUGCGUAUAUUGGGGAUCAGCAACUGCCCUGCAGCAAAUGAACGCAGGUUUACCAUUAAGCUGUUGGAGGAUCUGAUCUUCUUUGUGUGCGAUGUGCCGAACAAUGGCCAGGAUGUGCUGUCAGUGGUCAUCUCCAACCCAAACAGAGAGAGACAGAAACUCAUGAGGGAACAGAACAUCCUUGCACAGAUCUUUGGCAUUCUGAAAGCACCAUGCUCUGACAUUAAAGAUUCACCAAUGCCGAAGUUGGAAGAUUUGGGGAACCAGUGCAAUGCUGCAUUUAAAUACAUGUUACAGCUGUCUUACAGAAUAUUGCGCCAUUCCCAACAAGACUACCGCAAGAAUCAGGAGUAUAUAGCCAAGAAAUUUUCCAUCAUGCAAGCUCAAAUUGGUUAUGAGAUCCUGGCAGAGGACACAAUCACUGCUCUCCUGCACAACAACCGCAUGUUGUUAGAGAAGCACAUCACCGCAUGCGAGAUUGAGACCUUUGUCAAACUUCUGCGCAGGAACCGAGAGCCCAGGUUUCUAGAUUACUUGUCUGACCUCUGUGUCUCCAACAAAAUGGCAAUUCCUGUCACUCAGGAGCUGAUCUGCAAAUUCAUGCUGAACCCCUCUAAUGCAGACAUUCUCAUCCAGACCAAACUGAUCCCACACAUGGAGAGCUCUCUGGAGUCAUCUCUAAUGCAGGAGGAUGUUGAUGAUGAAGAGGUGUGGCUGUACUGGAUCGAUGGUCACACAGACCCUCAUGGGAAGUCCAUCCGCCACCUGGCCCAGGACGCCAAGGAUGGACAAAAGAUGGAUACUGACAUCAUCACCUACUACAGGUGCCAACUUAAUCUCUUCGCUAAAAUGUGCCUUGACCGGCAGUAUCUGGCCAUUAAUCAGAUUUCCAUUCAGCUGCCGGUAGAUCUGAUCUUACGCUGCAUGUUUGAUGACUGUCUUCCCUACAACAUGCGGGCCUCAUUUUGUCGGCUAAUGCUGCACAUGCACGUGGACCGGGACCCACAGGAGGCCGUGGUGCCUGUUCGCUAUGCACGCCUCUGGACUGAGAUACCCUCCAAGAUCUCUGUCAAUGAAUAUGAAUAUGAGUUCAGAGACAUGUCCAGAGAGGAGAUGAAGAAGAAGUUUGCCCCUACUAUGCGGUUUGUGGAUGAAUACCUCAAAGAUGUGGUCAGUCAGAAUUACCCAUUUGGAGACACCGAGAAGAAUGAACUGACCCUCGAGGUGGUCCACCUGGCACGUAACCUUGUCUACUUUGGCUUCUAUAGCUUUAAUGAGCUGUUGUGCCUCACGCGCACCCUACUGGCCAUCCUUGAUAUUGUCCAGCCCACUUUCACAUUUUUGUCCAAACUUGGCAAGAGUCUUGAAGGAGGUAAUAAUGUCAUGCGUAGCAUCCAUGGUAUGGGAGAGAUGGUGACUCAGAUGGUCCUGAGCAGAGGCUCAAUGAUACCCCACAUUCUCCCCGAUGCUCGGCCAAUCCACGGCAAGCAAAUCAGUCUCUCUGACAACGAGGAUGUCAUGGUGAUGGACACCAAGCUAAGGAUUAUUGAGAUUCUGCAGUUCAUUCUGAAUGUACUUCUCGAUUACCGCAUCACCUACCUGCUGUCUAUCUAUAAAAAAGAGUUUGGUGAACAGACUUUGGACAGUUCUGUCUCUGUGGAUGUCCCAGUCAUAUCUGAACCAAACAUAGAAGAGAUUGCAGAGAAAGCUGAGAAUAUGUUUUCUGGAAGUGUUAAGGAUAGGAACACGGUGGACCUUGAUGAUGAAGGUGGCCAGACGUUUCUGCGUGUGUUAAUUCAUCUCAUCAUGCAAGACUAUCCUCCGCUGGUUUCCGGCUCUCUGCAGCUCAUCUUCAAACACUUCAGCCAGAGAACUGAAGUUCUUCAGGCCUUCAAACAGGUCCAGUUGCUGGUUUCCGGGCAGGACGUGGAGAACUAUAAGCAGAUUAAGGCAAACCUGGACCAGCUGCGUCUAACAGUAGAGAAGUCAGAGCUGUGGGUCGAGAAGAGUGGAGUUUACGGCAAUGAAGACAUCGCUGAAAAUCAGAACAAAGAGCAGAACUUGGAGGAAGUGGGUAUCUUGAGUCCAGUGCAGGAUGGGAACAAUAAACCUCAAAUAGACAGCAACAAAGCCAACAACUACAAAAUUGUAAAAGAGAUCCUGCUAAUUCUCAGUAAACUCUGCUACCCCGCUAAGAAGAGUCGCAUGCAACAGCAGAGGCUCCUGAAGAACAUGGGCGCUCACACCGUAGUGCUUGAUCUGCUCCAGAUCCCAUAUGAGAAGGGUGAUGAGAAGAUGGAUGAGAUCAUGACUCUGGCCCACACAUUUCUCCAGAACUUCUGCAGAGAUAACCCUCAGAACCAGACUCUGCUGCAUAAACAUCUAAACCUCUUCCUCACACCCGGGCUUCUGGAGGCAAAGACAAUGUGCUACAUCUUCAGGAACAACUACCACCUGUGCAAUGAAAUCAGCGACCGCGUGGUGCAUCAUUUCGUGCACUGCAUCGAAACCCACGGCCGCCAUGUGCAGUACCUGCGCUUUCUCCAGACCAUCGUCAAGGCCGAUGGCAAAUACGUGAAGGAGUGUCAGUGCAAAGUCAUGAAUGAGCUGGUUAAUGGAGGGGAAGAUGUGCUGAUUUUCUACAAUGACCGUGCCUCCCUACCUGUGCUACUGAAUAUGAUGAGGUCUGAACGGGAACGCAAUGAUGAGAAUGGGGCUCUGGCAUACCACAUCACUCUGGUGGAGCUGCUGGCAGCGUGCACAGAGGGCAAAAAUGUUGAAACUGAGCUCAAGUGCAACUCACUUCUGCCUCUGGAUGACAUCGUCAAGGUGGUCAUUCAUGAAGAUUGCGUUCCAGAGAUAAAAAUAGCAUAUGUAAAUUUUGUAAACCACUGCUACGUGGACACUGAGGUGGAGAUGAAGGAAAUCUACACUAGCCAUCACAUUUGGAAGCUCUUUGACAAUUUCCUCGCAGACAUGGCCACGGUGUGCAAUAGCACAACAGACAGGAAGCAUGCUGACGCAUGCCUGGAGAAAUACGUCACUGAUACCAUCAUAGCCAUCGUCAAGGGCUUCUUUGGCUCCCAGUUUUCUGUCAGCAACUCAAACCUGCAGGCCCAUCAACCUAUUUUCAUUAAGCUGUUACAGUCAGCCUGCAGAAUCUACAACUGCAGCUGGCUCAACUCCCUGGAGAAGACCAACAUUGAGGGUUGCAUCAAAACCCUUGCUGAUGUGGCGAAGAACCGAGCCAUCCCCAUUCCAGUGGACCUGGAUGGUUUGAUCAAUGCCCUGUUUCAGAAGACACACUCCAACAUGGUGCAGCGUGCAGCUAAAGACUGGAGGAAGUCAGCCCGCGCUCGCCCCCGCAAAGAGCCCUUAGGGACCCUUGAUUAUAAGAACAUCAUUGAGAAGCUUCAGAGAGUCAUUGCCUAUCUAGAGGAGCAGUUCAGUCCACGGGUACAGGCUGAGUUCUCUGUAUUAGUAGACGUGCUACACAGCCCUGAAUUGCUGUUUCCCCAGUCAGCACAGCUCAGUGAGAAUGGAGCCUUCAUGUCCAAGCUCAUCAAACACACCAAGAAACUGAUGGAGAAAGAGGAGAAGUUGUGUAUUAAGAUCCUUCAGACUCUGCAAGAGAUGCUGGAUAGGAAAGAGACGUUUGAAGAGAAAGGUAACGCACUGAGGAAGACUCUUCUCACUCACUACUUUGGAAACCAGCUGCCCUACACCAAAUCCCUAGACUACAGCUGUAGGAACAGCUCUUCUUCUGGAGGUGGCUCUCUAGGGCAGGACUCUGAUAAGUCAAGCACCAGCCUUGCAGAAACUCAGAAUAGGUUAGAUGGUGUGGGCGCUUCUGAGCUGGUUAUCGAACUUAUCGUCAGCACUAAGAACGACCGUGUCUUUGAGGAGAGCAUUCUGCUGGGCAUUGCACUGCUAAAAGGAGGGAAUACACAAAUUCAGAAUUCUUUCUACAAUCAGCUGCACAAGCAGAAAAAGUCAGAGAAGUUCUUUAAGGUGUUCUACGACCAUAUGAAGCAGGCUCAGAAAGAGAUUCUCUCUAGUGUAUCCGUCAACAUGUUUGAGCUCAGCUGUAGGAAGAGAGAGGAGGAUGGAGAGGGCUCUGGUAUCAGAUAUAAAAAAGUUCGUGAUCCCUUGCAUCUCAGAGAGGAAAUGCGAGGUCAACUCAAAGAAGCCUCCUCAGUCACCUCUAAGGCAUUCAGCACAUUUCGCCGGGAGCUGGACCCCGAGAUAGAGCUAUUGGGGUCAGGAGGAUUUGAGGGCUUGGAGGACGUCGAGGAGGAGGUCCAGAUGAGCCAGGCCAUCACCAUCAUGAAACCCAUACUACGCUUCCUUCAGCUGCUCUGCGAGAAUCACAACAGAGACCUGCAGAAUUUUCUACGAGAUCAGAACAACAAGACCAAUUAUAACCUGGUCUGUGAGACACUCCAGUUUCUGGACUGUAUCUGUGGUAGUACCACUGGAGGCCUGGGGCUGCUUGGGCUCUACAUUAAUGAGAGGAAUGUGGACCUGGUAAUACAGACACUAGAGACCAUCACAGAGUACUGUCAGGGUCCCUGCCAUGAGAAUCAGUCAUGCAUAGCCAGGCACGAGUCAAACGGCAUCGACAUCAUCAUCGCUCUCAUUGUGAAUCCAAUUGAUCCUUUAGGGAAGAACCGACUUGACCUUGUGCUGGAACUGAAGAACAAUGCAUCUAAACUUCUCCUGGCCAUCAUGGAGAGUUGUCAAGACAGCGAGAAUGCUGAGAAGAUCCUCUACAAAAUGAGACCCAGCGAACUGUUUGUGGUGAUGAAUGAGGCCUAUGAUCAAGGAGAAAAUAGUGAGAUUAAUCAAGAGAUAUCAGAUCAGAUCAAACCUAAAGACGUUGGCCACAACAUCUACAUCCUGGCCCAUCAGUUGGCUCGACACAGAAAAGACCUCCAGCAAAGUUUGAAACCUGGCCCAGACCCCAACACCGAGGGAGAGGACGCACGCAGAUAUUACGCCAACCACACCGCUCAGAUAGAGAUCGUGCGUCAUGAUCGCACAAUGGAGCAGAUCGUGUUUCCUGUGCCCAAUAUCUGCGAGUACUUGACAGAAGAAUCGAAAGUGCGCGUGUUCACAACUACAGAGCGAGAUGAUAAGGGCAGCAAGGUCAAUGACUUCUUUCAGCAGUUUGAUGACCUCUACAAUGAGAUGAGGUGGCAGAAGAAAAUAAGAAAUAAUGCGCCACUUUUCUGGGUGUCCAAACACAUAUCUCUAUGGGGCAGUAUCUCCUUCAAUUUGGCUGUGCUGGUCAACUUAGCUGUGGCUCUGUUCUACCCAUUUGGAGAUGAUGGAGAUGAAGGUAUCUUGCCACCAUUCGUGUCCGUCUUGCUUUGGGUUGCAGUGGUCGUGAGCACCUUUAUGUUGUUUGUCCUACCCCGGCCUGGGGGGAUCCUGGCAUUUCUGGUCACCAUCAUUCUCCGCUCCAUAUACACACUGGGCUUAGGACCCACACUGCUACUGCUGGGGGCCGUCAACCUGCUGAAUAAAAUUGUGUUCCUGGUGAGUUUUGUGGGGAACCUGGGCACGUUCACUCGAGGGUACAAAGUGGUCAUCAUGGACGUCGUCUUCCUUCUCCAUGUCAGUUACGUCAUCGUGUGCAUGUUGGGUCUGUUCGUACACGAGUUCUUCUACAGCAUUCUGUUGUUCGAUCUGGUACGUAGAGAGGAAACCCUUCUAAACGUAAUGAGGAGUGUGACAAAGAAUGGCCGCUCCAUCUUCCUCACAGCUGUUCUGGCCAUCAUCCUGGUCUACCUCUUUUCCAUUGUGGCCUUCCUCUUCUUUAAAGAUGACUUCCUUAUGGAAGUGGACCGCCUACCAUACCUAAAGAGUCCAGACAUAAAGGAGCCCAUGACCUGUGUUUCUGAGACCUGUUCUAACUCUCCGUUUAGCACUCACCACGUAGAGGAAGAUGAUGAAGAUGGUACAGAGCGCGUAUGUGACACUCUGCUGAUGUGUAUCAUUACGGUUCUAAACCACGGGCUGAGGAACGGAGGAGGAAUCGCAGAUGUACUGCGCAAACUCUCCAAAGAGGAGCCCAUGUUCCCGGCACGUGUUGUGUACGACCUCCUGUUCUUCUUCAUCGUCAUCAUUAUUGUGUUGAACCUAAUUUUUGGUGUGAUCAUCGACACCUUUGCUGACCUUAGGAGUGAGAAACAGGGAAAGGAGGAGAUUCUGAAGACCACCUGCUUUAUUUGUGGCCUUGAAAGAGACAAGUUUGAUAACAAGACUGUGUCAUUUGAGGAGCACAUCAAAUCAGAGCACAACAUGUGGCACUACUUGUACUUCCUGGUCUUGGUGAAGGUAAAGGACCCCACUGAGUACACGGGCCCUGAGAGCUACGUGGCCCAGAUGAUUAAGGAGAAGAAUCUGGACUGGUUUCCACGGAUGAGGGCCAUGUCUUUGUUGAGUUCUGAGGGCGAGAGCGAACAGAACGAGAUACGAUCACUGCAGGAGAGGUUGGACACCACCGCCACACUAGUGGUGCAGCUGUCUAGCCAGCUUGCUGAACUUAAAGAACAGAUGACAGAGCAAAGGAAAACUAAACAGAGACUGGGCUUCCUGGGACCAUCGCAGAUGAACCAUCACAUGCCCCCUGCACACUGAGGACGGCCUUUCAGUAUCACAUCCUUGAGCACACAUUCACACACACAUGCUGAUGUUCACACCGUGGACAACACUACACUCAUGGUGACAUCACACUUUACAUAUGACAUGACAGUUGUUCUGUUAGAUGAUUACUUAGACUUGGGCGUCAUCUCACAUUAGUGGUUUCUUUAGAGAGUGCAUGUUGUUUUUCUCUUUCUGGAAGUUAUUUUUAUGGAAACACUGUACUUAUUACCAGUAUUGUUCUGGGCAUUGGAACAGCAGUCCAUUUGCUCACUAUUUAACUCAGACAGCCUUUGGAAGGGCUGUCGUUUUUUUUUUUUUAUCUUAAAGUAUUAACAGCUUCAUGUUUUAAUCAUCAUUUGCUGUAACUCAAGGUGGACUUUCUGCAAUAACUGGAGAGAUAAAGUGCCUUUAACCAGUCUCAAACUUUUAAAAAAAGCUGGCUUGUCCUUUAUUAUUUCUUUGAUGAAAUAUAUAAAACUGGAAACUGUUGUCAUCUCAUAAUCAUGUGACCAUCUGAAUUUAUAUUUGCCUCCUGCAAACACCUAAACCCUUCCAAAUCUAGUCUUACCUCUCACAUGAUGAUUUGUAUUUUAAGUGACUACCCUGCAAAGGCACUGUUGUGCUUGCCUUACAAAGUUGUACAGAAAGUAAUAAAGAAUUUAUAUUUGUUUAUUAGAACGGUUAGUUUGUCUGUGUGUAUGUCUAAAAAUGUCAGACCCCCUGGAGACUGCAGGAAUGGAAUGUUUAUUUAAUGCAACUAAAUAAUAAAUAUUUUUUACUAAAAUGGGUAAAAACUACUUAUAAUAGUAGUUGUCACUCUGAACUGUCACAACAGCCGUUUUGGUGGGGAAAAUAAUAGUAUUUUGAAGGUCUCACAAAACUCCCCCAAUACAAAAACACUUUCAAGGAGGAAAACAGUUUAGACACUUGUGAAAAUGUUGCAUUGUGAGGAUUUCCUAAAAAAUAAUGCCAUACAUAGUUUUACUAUAUCAGUUAACUUCAUACAAAGUCGAGUAAACUUAAAACAGCUAAAUCAAUAUUCAGUGUGACUUUGCCUUUAAAACAGCAUCAAUUCUCCUAGGGACACCUGGACACAGUUUUUCUUUGUUGUUGCAGAUAGGAUGUUCCAAGCUUCUUGGAGAAUUUGCCACAGUUCUGCUGUCUCAAUUGCUUCUGUCUCUUCAUGUAAUCCCAUACUGACUUGAUGUUCAGUAGGGGCAUUGUGGGGACCAUGACAUCUGUUGCAGUGCUCUCUGUUCUUCUAUUCUAUUUGCAAAAGUCAUGUUUGGGAGUCUAAAAUUUAUUUUUCCUAUUGACAAACUAAAGCUGAAGAUAUCAAUAACCAUUCUAAGACAAAUGUUUUUGUGAAACACCUUACGUGACUAAGACUUUUGCACAGUACUGUAUACCAUCAAUAUCAGAGCAGAGUUAAACAGGUCUGCAGAGUAUUAGAGCUUAUGGUCUGCUUACACUCCACUCUCUUCAUUAACAUUGGCCCUAAAAAGCAUUUGCACACAUAAAAACAUAUCAAUGUCAUUGCAUUAGAAAACAAAAUGAUCAAUCCAAGUGGAAUUUAUUCUAAAGAAAGAUAGCACAAGCACUCUUUCAAGCUAAACAUUUCACACACACACAAACAAUUGUUUGUUAGGUUUUAAAUGAUAAAAAAAGAUUCUUCUUUGUCCUUCGAUCAGAGGUAAAAAGUUCUAAACUGCUGAGCAACCACAUACUGUUUGCGAACAUUCAGACACCAGGCCAAACUCAACUAAUAUGACAUUAAAAUGUGUUAUCAAGACUUCAUGCCUCAUUCUAUGAGUAGAAUUCACAUGAGAUUAGUAAAAUAAGCUAUUUUAACUACUCAAUGAUUUAUAGUUAUAUUUGCAGUAGAUGUGUAACGUUUACAUUCUGUAUUCAUGGCGCUAACACGCUAUACACAGCCAUAAUAUGCGCUGAUUACACUCUUUUAUUGUAAUUAAUGGUGACACUGCUACUACUGCAAAGAUGGGUGUAAAACGAGUGUUAAUGGGUAGAAUAUAGAGAGAAGAAGGAUGAUAGGAAUAUCUCAUUCUAGGCAGAUUCUGUGUGAAUGGCUUCUGCAUGCAGAUGGCACAUGAGUGAAGCAUAUCAGAGUGAAUGGGCACCUUAAAACAGUUGAAUAGAUUUUAUUUAUUUUGUAGACUAAUAAAAAAAAUCGCAUUACAUGUUCUUGAAAAAAUUUAUCUACGCGAAAGAUAGUACAGAUGUAGGUUAAUUUGCACCAGCUCGCUAAUAACUCUGCACGUCAGUGAGUUUAUGACGACUGAUCUUAAUUGACAACAACGUAAACUGAAUUAGCUGUCUGCCUCAAAGUAGGUUGAGCUCCAGGUCACACCUACGGAUGUCGUGGACUAGUGGUAGUAAGAAGGUGUUUGGCAGCCGGUAAGAAGUUUUCCUGAAAGUGGACCCAGGCGAGCUGUUACGAACCAUCGAAUUAAAUCAAAAACACCUUCAGUAUGGCCAGAUUUCAAUCUCAAUGACGUAACGCACCUGUUUUUUUAUUUUAUUCGAUUUCAUAGAAAGUGUGCAAGGGCCUUAAGGUUGUUGGGCUUAAAAUGGAACAAUAGAAGCAAUCAUAUAAAACUCAAAUAUACAGUUUACACAAAAAUGAAUGCCAUGUCAAACUUUCAAAUAUGGAACACAAAGAUAUUUUGAAAGAUGGAGGAUGUGUUUUUGUCCAUACAUUUUGUAAGUCAUUGGGGUCCACAAAUUUCAAGUGUGUGUUAAUCCAUGUCUUCUGAAGCAAUAUGAUCGCUUUGGGUUGGAAAUAGACCAAAAUUUAAGUCCAUAUCCUCUUUACAUCUUUGAAAUAAUUUAAAAGGUUUAAUGUCAGUUAUGUCACCACUGUUGCCAGCUGCAGUGCGUCUGAGUUUGUAUUUUUGUAUUUACACACAAGUCAAGUAUACUUUAGAGAGUAACCUGAACUUGACCAUGUGACAGUAUUUUUAGACUAAGUUUCUUCUGUUAUUGAAGAAAAGGAUAAAGCAGUGAAUGGUCAGUGGUGAUUGUUUUGAUUCAGUCAAUUAUUUGUAACUUUAAACUGUUCGUGACAAGCCUAGACCUGUAAAAAGAUAUAAUAAAAUCAUAUCAACUGUAUUUCACCCUGAUAAUUGAUUAAAUAUAUAUAUAAUAGGUCUGUAUAUCAAUGACUGCCAGCAAUAAUAAGAGUAGGCUGAAAUCAAAGUCUCAUAAAGCGCAUCUGUGACUGAUGUUGUUAAAAAAAUUUUUAAUAAUGUCUCCAUAAUAAAACAUCAGUCGAUGACUUUAGAUAUAGUAUUCCUUGUUGUUUAGGGUAGAUAACCCUCCCCAGUUACUAGGGAAUCUCGUGCUUCAACUCUGUUUAAAAUUAGCCUCAGACAGCCCCAUAUAUUGCUCACAGUUGUCACGAAGCAAGGGAAAGUCCAGCACUUCUGGAAUGCUCCAUCAGAUAGAAGAGGACUGUUCAAGAUUAUAUCGUGCCGGUCAAUAAAAGAGGAGUGCCCAGGGGCAAUGAGGGACAGCACAUGAUGUAGUGAACAACAUCCAGCAAAAACAGUCAUUAAUCUAAAUAUACCUUCCUUCUUUCUGCAUGUGAUGUGCUGCCUGCAUGUGAUUGUGUGUUUUGUCGUCAUGCUGGCAGGAUGGAGAGCAGAUGAGAUCUGUCACAUGAGCACAUCUCUAAGCAACGGAUAACCCCUGCUGCACUCUUUCCCAAAAGCACAGGGAAUAAGAGGGGGAUUUUUCAUUUGACUCAGCAUUCCUGCUUAAUCUAAUAGUGUGAGAAGUGACUUCACUGAAACUCUGGAGGAAAGAAAGAGCUGAUCUGUAAGAUCUGCAGGAAUGUGGUCUAAAUAAAAUAUUAAAGACAUUUAGGACAGUAGUAUUGACAUAUGAAUGAAAUGAUAGCGUGUGUGCGCGCGCGUGUGUGUGUGUUUGUGUGAUUCCCAUUAUUCUCAGUGGUGAUUCUCAUUAGACUUUCAUUACUGCAAUACAG